Dromiciops gliroides (monito del monte) is the source of this 3536-nucleotide messenger RNA. RefSeq names its product 40S ribosomal protein S21-like. Lineage: Eukaryota; Metazoa; Chordata; Mammalia; Microbiotheria; Microbiotheriidae. The record is from RefSeq and is a predicted model, not a curated record. The transcript has a single exon. Gene Ontology annotation, biological process: translation; endonucleolytic cleavage in ITS1 to separate SSU-rRNA from 5.8S rRNA and LSU-rRNA from tricistronic rRNA transcript (SSU-rRNA, 5.8S rRNA, LSU-rRNA); endonucleolytic cleavage to generate mature 3'-end of SSU-rRNA from (SSU-rRNA, 5.8S rRNA, LSU-rRNA). Gene Ontology annotation, cellular component: ribosome; cytosolic small ribosomal subunit. Gene Ontology annotation, molecular function: structural constituent of ribosome. The coding region runs from base 2082 to 2333 and encodes 83 amino acids.
GUUAGCUGCUCAGUGUCAAGCUUCUGCUUGAGACCCAGUUUUUGUUUCUGUUGUCUGACUGGAAGCAGAAGGAGGUCAGAUGUCCCUCUCUGGCCAUGAUGAGGGCCCCAGUGACCUAGGCUGGUCUGCGAGUUUUAUCUGCUCUGAGCCCACUUAUCCCCAGAGGCCCAGCUGAGGCAGCAGGUGUCUGUCUGCACACCUGACCUGUGAAUCAAGCUUCAGAUCAGAAGCUUCCCCCUUGAGGCUUGUGAGCCAGUCACUCCCCCUCACCAGGGAGGUCUGGGAGUCUGCUGGGAGAAUGGAAAGGGGGGAGCAGCAUUCAGCUGUCUAAGAGGCUUCCCGCCAGAGUCAGGCACGUCCCCAUCAGGAGCAGGGGUCAUGUGAUAUCUUUUCUCAGCUCCCCAAAUACCAACAGAAUAAGGCCGCUGACUUCAGUCUGUGGGCAGAUUUUAAUGAAGCACCUGCUCUGUACCAGGUAUUGUGAUGCAUACUGGGAAUACAAAGAAAGGCAAAAAUGGUCCCUGCGUUUGGUUGUCUCCCCACUCUGGCCAGGGCCCCUUUUCACUAGAGGAUGAUGCAACAGGUUGGAGAUUUUUAAGAAUCGGUGGAGAGACGUUGAAUUAUUUGCUACAGUGAACUUCCUUAAGAGGAAGAGCAUUAGGGGGCAGCUAGGUAGCACAGUGGAUAAGGCACCAGCCCUGGGACCUGAGUUCAAAUCCAGACUCAGACACUUGACACUUACUAGCUGUAUGAUCCUGGGCAAGUCACAACCUUCAUUGCCACACACACACACACACACACACAUACACACACAUAAAAGGAAGAGCAUUCAUUCCAUUUCUCCCUGAAAAGCAUUUUGAGGGGACAUGGCCCCUACAGACUACAAAAAUACAAAUUUGAAAUAGCAAAAUGAUUCAGUUUAAAAUUUGUUAGGUUAGGGGGCAGCUAGGUGGCUCAGAGGGUAUAAAGUACCAGUCCUGGAUUCAGGAGGACCUGAGUUCAAAUCUGGCCUCAGACACUUGACAUUUGCUAUGUGACCCUGGGCAAGUCACUUAACCCUCAUUGCCCUUAAAAAAUUUUUUGUGUGUUAGGUUUUAAACAAAGUCAUCCCGGGGCAGCUAGAUGGUGCAGUGGAUAAAGCACUGGCCCUGGAUUCAGGAGGACCUGAGUUCAAAUCCAGCCUCAGACACUUGACACUAGCUGUGUGACCCUGGGCAAGUCACUUAACCCCAAUUGCCUCAAAAAAAAAAGUCAUCCCAGAGUUUUGUUUUGUGUUGGAUAUAAAAUACAGUUCUACGGGACCCAGAUUAAUAUGUACAGGACAUUUGUUCUCAUUUUUUUGGAGUAAGAGCCCUGAACUUGGAGUCAGAAAAACUGGCUUUGAAUCCUGGUUCUCCCAUCUGUAGAAAGGGCAAGCAAAGAGCCCUUCCAGCUCAAAUGUUCUGUGUUAAUAACUGACAUUCAUCUAGGGUUUUAAGAUUUGCCAAGCAUUUUACAUACAUUGGCUCCUUUACUGAGAAGCAGUAUGGUACCAGCCUUGGGGUCAGGAAGAGCAGGUUUCAAGUCCAACAGAUAACACAUUAUCUGUGUGACCCUGGGCAAGUCAUUUAGCUUAGUGCCUCCUAGGAACCCUCUAAAAGCUAUGGGAGAUCUCUGUUGUCGGGAAGAGUUUCAUGCCAGUAGGUUUCCAAACAAACCCAGGUCUAGCCCAAAACAAGAGUCCUGCAAUGGAGAAAGCAUUCAUAUUUUAUCCUUAUUUACAAAGCAGUGAACUAAAGCUCAAGAAGUUCUAAGGUUAUUGAGCUUUCAGACUUGAAAGUGUUAAUGACCUUAUAGAUCAUUUAGUCUGGUAAUUUUUAUAAUGUGGUUGAGGGACCCUUGGGGGUCUCAGACUCUUUCAGUGGCCAAAACUAUUUUCCAUAGUAGUAAUGCUGACUUUUUGAUACCAGAAAUAUCAACAGAUAAAACCCACAUAAAAUCUUGGGGAAAGGGAGAGUCCUAAAUUUUCAAGAGUGUAAAGGGGUGCUUCUUUUUCUCUUUCGCCUCUUUUGAGUUUGCAUUCAGUUCCCUCAGCUUCCAAAAUGCAGAAUGAUACCGUUGAGUUUGUGAACCCGUACGUGCCAUGGAAAUGCUCCUCGAGCAACAGGAUCAUCGGGGCCAAGGACCAUGUGUCUGUCCAGAUGAAUGUGGCCAAGAUUGACAAGGUCACAGGCAGAUUCAAUGGCCAGUUUAAAACUUAUGCAAUUUGUGGAGCAAUUCAUGGAAUGGGAGAAUCUAAUGACUCUAUUCUCCAGCUGGCAAAAAAUGAUGGUAUUGUUUCAAAGAAUUUCUAAUUGAAGAAAUCUUGUGGAAUAUAUCUUAAUAAAUAAGAAAAACGGGAAAAAAAGUGUAAAGGAGUCCCCAGACCAAAAAGUUUGACAACAGCUGCUCUAAGCCAGCUUCAGUUUACAGAGGGAGAAAUUCAGGUCCAUCGAAGAAAAACGACUUACUCAAUGUCCCACAACAAUUAAAUCAUGAAAUUACACAGGAUUGAAGAGUUGGAAGUGGCCAUCUAGUUCAGCCUUUACCCAAAAGGAUUCCUUAGCAUAAUAUACCUAUUAAGUGGUCAUCUGGUGUCUGCUUGAAGACCUUAACAAAGGGGGUAACUAAGCACCUCUCAAGGAAGCCUAUUCUGUUUUUGAACACUAAACCUAACUAAAUUUGUGGGUUUUGUUUUGUUUUUUGCAAUGUUUGUCAAUCGUCUCUGGUUCUGUCUCCUGGGACCAAAUAGAACCAGCCUAAUGUAGCCCCUUCAAAUACUUAAAAACAGCUGUCUUGUCCCCUUCUGACUCUUUUCUUUAGGCCAACAUUUCCAUUUCUUUCAACCAACCUAUUUUUUUUUGCAGGGGCGGGGCAGGGCAAUGAGUGUCAAGUGACUUUCUCGGGGUCACACAGCUAAUAAGUGUCAAGUGUCUGAGGCCGGAUUUUAACUCGGGUACUCCCGAAUCCAGGACCAGUGUUUUCUCCACUGUGCCACCUAGCUGCCCCCCAACCUAUUCUUAUAUAACAUACUCAAGACCCUUCCCCAUCCUGGUUGCCCUCUGGAUGCUUUGCAGCUUGUCAGUGGCUUUCUGUUGCCCAGAACCACACACAGUAUUCCAGAUGAGUUUGGAAGAAAGAGAACAGUGGCACUGUCACCUUCAUAUUCAUGGGAACUGUACUUCUCAACGUACCCCAGGAUCAUGUUAGCCUCUUUGGCAGCCACAUCACACUGUUGACUUCUUUGACCUUGUAGUCCACUAAGACUCCCAGCUCCUUGUCAUAACUGCUGUCUAACCAUGCCUCCUCACAUUGAUCUGUGCCCCACUGUAAAACUUUACAAAUUCACCCUAAUGAUGUCAUCUGAUUAGAUUUAUCCCUCCACCCUAUAAAUAUCUUUAGGGAUCUUGAUUAUCAUCCAGUGUGGUACAGUUUUAUGUCAAAAGCAAAACUGAUGAGCCUGCUGUGCAUACCUUCAUUCAAAUCAUUGAUAACAUUAAACAGCAGAGCGCUGAGCA